This is a messenger RNA of Porites lobata, 15611 nucleotides long. Lineage: Eukaryota; Metazoa; Cnidaria; Anthozoa; Scleractinia; Poritidae. The record is from the annotation of a GenBank genome assembly.
AUGAAGAAGUGGAAAGGUGAGGAACAACAUGACACCAGGAAGAAAGGAUUGUUAGGCAAGGACAAAGAAAACAAGGAAAGUGAUUCUAAAGUAAAACAAAAGUUUAUCAAAGGGUCAAAGAAAAGGAGUGAGAAAGGAAAAUUUGACAGUGACAAAACAAGAAAACGGAAACUUGAUGCUGAUGGUGGACAAAGAGAUUCUGUCAAGAAGAAGAAGUCUUCUGAAGUCGAAGAAGGUAUGACUCAAAUGCAGUGAUAAAAAGGGUAAAUGUUUGUUAAUUUUUAUUGUGGCUACUGCCUUCUUUUAGGGAAGGCGUAGCCACUAUGUUGGAGUUCAGUCAGUUAAGUCCUUAAAUGGGUAAGUCAGUCACUCAGUCAGUUAGUAAGUAAGAAGGUAGGUAGGUAGGAAGGUUGGGGGGGGGUUAGUAGGUAAGUAGGUAGGUAGGUAGGUACAGUACAUUUAGGUAUAGGUAGUUUGGUUGGUCUGUCGGCCAGUCAGUCGGACAGUUGGUAUGUUGGUCAGAAAGUAAGCAGGUAUUAAAAUGUAAGUAAGCAUUAAUUUUUGAGUUUAUAAGUAACUAACUUGAGUACAUGCACAAGGAAGUAUACUUACUAGCCAAUGUAGUUAGUUCAUGGGUAGUCCACCAAAGUAAUCAUUCAGAAAUAAUCAAAUUGGACAACUUGAAGGAGAAAAACCAAUUGGCUAUUUUGCAAGCAAAAUCUGAUUACCGUAAAAACUCGUGUAUAAGCCGCACUCGUGUAUAAGCCGCACCCACCCCAACUUUCAAGCAUGAUUUUGAAAAAGAAAAACAAACAAAAAUGCGCUUUUGUAAAAAAGGUGAUCAUUUGUUGGCACAUCAAAAUGUUCACAAAUAAACUUGAGGAAAUUUAAUGUUGUGUCUUUGCAGUGACAUUUUAAAUAAGUUAAUCAACUCUGAAAAUACCUUUUAAAAGGUUCUCUUUAAUCAAUUUCCCCAUUUCCUGCGAAAGACAACAGUUCUCUUCAUUGCUAAAGCCCACAGUUGAAAUGAAAAUGGAACGAUGGAACGAAAAUAAAGCGCUGGAGAAUGCUACAAAACAAUUGCUUAGUAACCAUGCGUUUAUUUGACGAGGGAAGUCUGGACACCAGAGAAGGACGAAACGGUCGGCCAUUUGCCUCGCAAAUUCUCUCGAAUAGCGUGGUAUUUUCUUGCACGUAGUGCGGAAAUCAGCGUUGAAGUGAUCGGUCGCAGACGACACUGUAAGCAGCUGUGCUGAGGAAUGGAGAUUCCGUGCCAGUUAGAGUUUAACUGCUCAAACAAAGCGCAGAUGAAACGCUUAAAAGAACUACUGGCGAGCAAGAUUCAGGUAUAGAACCUGAAGAUGCAAACAAACGGCUCCUUUAGGAGCCACCACUUCUACUGAAAGCAAUGAUCAAUGACAGGUUUCAAUAGAUGGUUUUCACAGUGACGUCAUCAAACUGUUAAGUCAAAACAGCGGGGUUUUACGAAUUCUUAUUUAGACUAGGUUGAAGAUAAACAAAAAAUAAGUCUUUGUUCCAAGUUUCCAUUCCCGUAGCAUGUUUCAUUUCGAAAAUACGGAAAUACGAACUUCCGAGUUUUCACAGUGCGUGACACCAAAACAGGAAUGCUGUCUCGUUGAAAAAAGUCUCUCCUCUUGAUUUUCAGCAUUAUAACCAUUUCAAGUAUUGCAAGAUAUGUUUAUGCGCACGUAGGCUGGUUCUCGAGUGAAAAGAAAGAGCUUUUAUAGAAAAAGUGAACUCCAGAUGUUUCGUUGAUUUCCGGCGGCCAUAUUGGUGGACCAAAACGGUACAUCAAUAUGGCGUCUCCAUACAAAGCUCUACCAGGGUGCGUGAAACGUUUCGGCAAAUAACUCAGAAACUGUGGGCCACAAAGACCUGAGACUUGGACAAAUUGUUUAUAUAUUAGUCUUUUGUAACAUGUCAUUUUCUCGGCUUCUUCCACUGGACGGUUUCCAAUUUAUUUUUUUGUUGCGUGACAGUGAAAACGAUCUAUAUGUUUAAUCUUUAUUAAUUUUACUGAAGGUUUUCAGUUCAAUUUGUGACCCCUACAAGCCAGUUUACUCCCUUUGAGAGCAAUGGUCUCGUGUAUAAGCCGCACCCGCGAUUUUGGACUCAAAAUUUCGGCAAAAAGAUGCGGCUUAUACACGAGUUUUUACGGUAUUUUUAUUAAACCACUGACCAACUAAUCUGUCUAAAAAUAAAUAUUUCUAUACGAGUUUAACAUACAACUGCAAGCAAACCCUUUGAUAUAAUUCCCUUAAUAAAUUAACUAAGCCAGUAUCUCUUCCUUUUUCUGUAUUUGUUGUACUUAUGUAUCUGUAUAUUUCCAUGGCAACACAGGUUCUGACGACAAGCCCAACAUUUGGCAAAUGAAAAAGAAAGAAAGGAAGGACUUUCGUCGAAGACAAAAUGAAGACUAUGACCUGGUCCAUGACCUUAAACAGCUUUAUGAAACUAUUAGGAGGUUGGUUUUCAGGCUGUAAUACUGUAGUAUAUUAUUAAUGAUUGUUAAGUAAAAUUAUCAAUUUGGUGGAUUUGUUAUCAUAACAACAUGCUUGUUACUGAAGCUGACUCUUAGGUUGUUGUACUGAUUUACAUUGUUUUAUUAUUAUUUUUUGUAACAGAAAAAAAUCCUCUAAAGCCAAGAAAACUGAACUGGUAGAAAGGAUUUUAAAUCUUAUUGCUGGCCACUCCCACCAAGUGAGUAUACUUUUUCAAGCCCAAAGCAGGCACAAGGUGAUGUUCUAACGUUCAAUUUCUAUCAUGGUAACCAAGAAAAUAGAUCAGUUGGCAUUGUCUUUCAUUUUAUAGGUGAUUUUCAAGCAUGAUACAGGUCGUGUUAUCCAGUGUUGUGUGAAAUUUGGAACAUCUGAACAAAGGCAAAAACUGUUUGAACAGUUUAAAGGUAAGCUUAUUUUUUGCGGGGUAAAUUUUUCAGUCAUUUAAAAAAAUUCACUUCUUUGUUAGAGAAGUACAUUAUUCUUCAAAAAAAAAUUAACAGUUGUGAGUUGGAAUUUAAGGAUUUCGUAUUAUUUUGUACAUUAUAUUUUUUCCUUCUGAUUUCAGAUGACUUAGGAGAGUUGAUCAAGUCAAAGUAUUCCAAGUUUCUUGUGAAAAAUUUUUUGAAUUAUGGGUAAGGUCAAAGGAUCACCAUUAUUUUAAUAAUUAAUAGUGAAUGCUUAUUGGAUAGAACAAAGUAAAUUACCAUGAAGAUUCUUUUUUAAUUAAUGUAUGUUACCUCAUAAUGCACAGAACAAAGAAACAGCGGGAUGUCAUUAUCAAGUGCUUUUAUGGACAAGUCCGCAAACUAAUUAGACACAAGGUAAGUCUAGAUUUUUCUGUUUAAAGUUACCAUGAAACUUUCCAUAAGCAGACUUCUUUGGAACCAAAAACAGUGUCCACUUGGAGAUUUUCACUAAAGAAAGAAUAGUAUAAAAAUGCAGUGUUUGUAUGCAUCUGGGACGAUAACUACAAUGUAUGUGUCUGCUUUAAUACCGGAAGUGUCUAUCCAUAGAAGGUUCGGCAACUUCCAUAAGCAGAGGUUCAUAUGUUUACUUAUAUUCCUGAAGUUAAAUUAUGCUAAUAAUACAUCAGAACUGUCAUUAAGGGUGGUAACCCAUGACACCUGUUACGGCUGAGCUCACUUGAUGUUACAGGUGAUCAAAGUAGAAAGCUAAAGGUGACACUACAAAUUUUUGUGGGAUGUUAUGGGUGAAUCUUCAUUUGGUACGGCUUCUUCAAAACUCAAUGACAGCCCUGAUACACUGCCAUAAAUCCUCUUUUAAGUCCCCUGAGAAGAUGAGAGGGAGGCAUAGUAACUUUUCCCCUGAAAAAGGCAAGGGGUAAUCAGAAAGGGGGAGGGGGUGGGGGUUAAAUGUAUUUGAGAGAAGGGAGGGGCUAAAAAUAGGAUUUAUGAUAUUAGCAUGAAGCAUUCCUUUGAAGGCUACAGCUGUACAUGUUAAAGAAAAAUUAAGAUGGAUUUGCAGUGAGCUUCCUUCCCAAAUUCCUUCUCCUCUUUGCUGUCACUCCAACUUUUGUGUUCAUCUUGCAUUUAGGCUAUAAAUGAAAUUACUGAUCUUUAUAUAUUAUAUAAGCUCUAAAUUUUUCUAGUUUUACAGAUGUAAGGCAAAUUGUGAUUGUGUAGCUCCCUGAAGUUAAUGAAAUCCUGUGAAAGCACAGUAGCUCAUGAUGACUUGUUUUUUAACUUCAGGAAGCAGCAUCAAUUCUCGAAACAAUUUACAGUGAAUAUGCAAAUGCAGAGCAAAAAGCUUUCCUGAUUCAAGAAUUCUAUGGAGCUGAUUUUGCUUUCUUUAAGGUACAGUAGAGUAUGACAAAUUUAUUUUUAUUCAAUUUAAAUUGUCCCUUCUGUGUAGAAUGUUGUUAUUCAUCUCAAAGCCCCAAAAAUUAAUGAGAAGCACACCCUCCCUGCAAUAAUGAGGGGCUAUAUUUACAUUUUGCUGAAAUUGACUCAUGAAAUGAUUUGAAAGGAUACAUUUUAGUAAUUUAGUAAUUACCUGCUUUCUUUGCAGUCACCAGAACUAAACUCGCUGGAAAAACUGCUAACAUCUGAGCCAGCCCGAAAAAGUAGAAUUCUCAAAUUCAUGAAAGAAGCUUUGCUCCCUCUCAUUGACAGGUAAGAAAAGUCAAAUUUUGUUUGAAUUUUGAAUAAACAGGUUUCUUUAAAGAGUAAAGAAUUUUACUCUAGUACUGCCUCAUUGGGGAAGUGGAACAAAAGAUUUCCAACACAGUGUCAUUUUGAAUCAUGAUAUCGUUGGUGAGCAUGAUUCUUAAGCAAUUGAAAAACUGUUGCCAAAGGCAGCACGUGGGUUGGGAACUUAAAAGGGAACAGACCACUAAUAUUCCUAUCUACCUUUUGACACAGUUAUAUUUUCUCUACACAUAGAAAUUUAAAAGUGGAAUUAGGAGUACUUCUGAUAAUUCAUUUUUUUGUUAAUUUGCUAUAAAUAGUUGAGGGUCCCUUAUUUCAGCACCUCUAACUAGUUUCAGGCAAUCAGAUAGGGGAUAAUCUGAAUGCCUGGGACAGGCUACGAGACGGCUAGCUUGUGUCUAUGUGUCUGGUGGGAUUUAUUGCCCAAGAUUGGAUCAUUCCACUGGUGCUUUUGUUGUCUUUGUUUUGGCUGUAAGGCCGAGGGAAGAAUGGUAGGAAGAUCUCCUGUGGUUUUGUUGUUCAGUUUGCACAGUGGCUUCACAGGCAAAAAUUGCUCCUCCACUAACAUGAUGGUUGGUACCCAUUUUUCCUGACUGUCAUUGUUACAUUUAUCAACCUGAUCCUGUCCUUUGCUUUUUCCAGAUCAGUUAUAGGUCACAGUAUUGUUCAUAGAGUCCUUCUAGAGUACCUCACAUAUGCUGACACCAGCUCACAACUGGUAGGUACAGUGCAUGUAUGAGGUGUCCAUAUUAAGUGGGUGUCCGUAAAGCAGGAUUUGACUGUAUUUAUAUAGCUACGGAAGUUAGUUACAGUCAAACCCGCGCUUUACAACACCAGCUUAACCCUUUAAGUCCCAAUAGUGACCAAGAUCAAAUUUCUCCAAACAAUAUCCAUACACUGUCAAGAGAUAAGUUAUGAGAAUUAAUAAAAUGAUCACCUAAGAGAAAAUGCCUUGUUCUAUUCUCAAAUUCUCUCAACUCAUUCUUUAAGGAAAUGUAUAGAGAUCAGUUUGGAGAAUUUGUGUGGGGAUACUUGGGGCUUAAAGAGUUAAUACGGACACUGUUAUCAUGGACAGUUUUCCUUGUCUCUAGCCCUUACAUUUUCUCUAAAUUUAAUCCGCGUCAUACGGACACCCCAUUAAUGUGGACACCUUCAAUGGCCCCCUUAGUGUCGUUAUUAAGAAACGGUCCAGCUAAGAACGAUAGCAACAACGGCAACGAACAUGCUGGAAUGCAAAAAAGGUGCUAAAUUUCUAUUGUCUGUACUUACUUCUGACUGGCUUAAACGUCAAAAGUUAACAAAACUUCAUAAAGCGGUACAUAUAUUCAUCCUUACUUUCCAAUGAUCUUCCAUAUAACAAAAUCUGGUUUCAGUUUGAAUAACAAAGAAAUCCUAUGUGGGGAACAUGUAAAAUUGUAAACUUUUCUUGGCUAUUGUUUUCAACUCUUGUAAUUGGUCAAAAUCUUUUAACACAAAAAAACACUCUUUCAAAGUGGAGUGUAAAUGCAUUUUAUUGCGUAAACGGCCUUCAUGUAGGUUUAUGAAUUCUCUGUGUAAAAAUGAGAACAUUCCUAUGUGGGGAAAGCACCGUUGCCGCAUAACAAAAGAAAUUGUUAUCCACCUUACCCGGAUCAUUAGUUAACGGGUUUCACUGUACGUUAGAGCGAUUUUCUUAUGACCUUGAAAGAUGGUUUCGGUAAGUGUUCGUUAAAUGUUUUAUCAGCCAAUGGAUGAAAGGAUCAAAAGAUGAACUCUUCGUUUUCCCACCAAAGGAAACCCUAAUAUGGAGAAGGCAUUGUUUGAUUGGCCUAUCGUGUUGCAGUAUGACGUCAAAGCGAAGUAUUGAUUGAUUUCUAGAAAGUUCUCACGCGUGAAGCUUUUUCACCCGAGCGUUCGCUUAACCAACCAAAAGCCAUGCGCGUUUGUAUCUGUUCGAUAAACCAAUCAAAUCGCUCUAUUUCCGUUCGUUUGUUGUUUCUGUUUUGUUCGCGCGUUUUCAUUUCAAGAUCAUUCGAAGACUUCGAAAAUCGCUCUAUUUAUGUAUUUAUAUUUUUUUCCAGGAAAUGAUAGAGAUGAUAAAGGAGUCUGUAGUUUUAAUACUUCACACACAUGAUGGAGCGAGAGUUGGCAUGCACUGUUUGUGGCAUGGGACAACGAAGGUGAGAUUUAGAAACUCUUGUGUAUUCGAUUAAUCAUCGCCGGGAUUUGAUAAUUAAAGUCUGCGUAUUUUUUGUCUUUCAGGAUCGUAAAGUUCUUAUCAAGUCCUUCAAAGGCUAUUAUGUGAAAAUCUGCAAAGUACGUUUAAAAUGUGUUAACCUUGUAAACCCCAAUAUCCAAAUACAAAUUCUCUAGACUGACCUCCGUACAUUUCCCUAAAGAAUUAGUUGAGAGAAUUUGUUUGCUGAUCAAAGCAUUUUCCCUGAGGUGAUCAUCUCAUUAAUUGUCACAGCAUUUUCUCUAGAUUAUGUCUUGAUAUUGCAGGACGAAAAUAGACUUUGGUCACUCAUGGGACUUAAAAGGAUUAGAGCGAUUUUCAUAUGACCUUGAAAAAUGGUUUCAGUAAUUUGCUCGUUAUUUGUUUUGUCAGCCAAUGGAUGAAAAGAUCAAAACAUGGACUCUUCGUUUUCCCGCCGAAGAAACCCUAAUAUGGAGAAUGCAUUGUUCGAUUGGCCAAUCUUGUUGCAGUAUGCCGAAUUAUCGGUGGAUUUCUAGAAAGUUCUUCGGACACGAAGUUUUUUCACCCGAGCGUUUGCUUAACCAACCAAAUCCCACGCGCGUUUGUAUCCGUUCGAUAAACCAAUCAAAUCGCUCUAUUUCUGUUUUUUUGUUGUUUCUGUUUUGUUCGCGCGUUUUCAUUUCAAGGUCAUACGAAAAUCGCUCUAACACUUACCAACUGCGGUUACGGUUUUUGUCCACACAAAACCUGCCUUGGGUUCCGGAGGGUUUUUGUUUUCUUCUCGCUCAGCUAGACCCGCAUAUGAUUGCUUUGCGAGAAGAUGGCAACGCAAUGGCGUCGCUCUAGUGGCCCUGUGUGCGGUCUCGCCACAAGGGAGCGGGCAGGGGGGGAUGUUUAAGGAUGUUUGGUAGGGGCUUACCGCUGAUACCUUCAAACCCCGACCCUGUUUAAGACAAAAACGGUCAUUUCGCUACUAAACAAGUUUAACACGAGACAUUUUUCAUGAUCUUUUUCACUGAUUUCAUUUCGCAUUCAUAAUUUGGGAUUUGACGUCACAGAGUUCGAUGGCGUUACAGAAAUUGUUGUUACCGCUCAAGUAGACCGUAAACCGUUAUCGUUUACACCUUGUUUCAGAAAUGAAAAUCCUGUUUAAGACAUAAAAAAUAAUAGUAAAAUUGUUUUCCCUUCUCAAAAAUAAAGAAAGUGAAUAAUGUGGAAUCUCAUUAGUUGCAUACAUAACUGUGAUAAUUCUCCACAUGUUAAAUCUCGUAGUCAGUGGUUGAGGGACGCAAUGCGACCAAGUUUUCGCGUGUAGACGAAUUCUGUGUACCCUACGUUUCUCUCUUGCAUGUCUUUUAGCGUUUACCAAGUGAUUCGCGUCGCUUCUCAGUCACGUCGUUUGGGAAGCGCCGCGAGUGACUUCGUGAACGCUAAAGACCAUGAAAGAGAGAAACCUCUGCUUGCAUAGUAAUUCUUGUGUUGUGACCUUUCGAACGAAACUUCUUCAGCAGUACACUUUCGCUUAGCAUUCUGCAGCACGAUCAAAACUUAUGCUAUACUAAGGGUCUCAAUGUUUUCUGUUUUUUUUUUUUCCUUUAGGAAGAGUUUGGUCAUAUGGUUCUUUUAGCGUUGUUUGAUUGCGUGGAUGAUACGGUGCUAGUAAAAAAAAUUAUCAUCCCGGUAAGAAAUAAAAUUUGUUGAAUACCGUAAGUGAUGCAAUAGACGCCCGGGGCUUUUAUUUAAUUUUAAGGGUCCAAGAGGCGGCGUUUGAUAGAUAGGAGGUGUUUAUUCUCAGAACUGUAGCGAGCUCAACAAAACCUAUCAAUAGACGGAUCGAAACGCGCCAAUUACUGAUUACGAGUCUUCAUAGCCAAUAACAUCACGGCUUAACGGACAGACGACCAAUAACAUCGCGACGUAUUUGACCAAUCAGAUCAAUAACCAGAGUAUAAUACCAUCAACAGACGUGAUACAACUCACUUUGACUUUGAAAUGACUCCUGGGUUCAAACCUUUCACAAAACCAAAACUAUUAUGCUUUGUGAGAAAAUAUCAAUAAUACCGUGCUCUUUAAAAUCUCAACCUCGAUGUUAGGGUUAUUUUGCUGACAUUGUGUGCCUAUCCUUUCUUUGUUCUUGAUAUUGAAAAAGAGAGAAUUUGCAAACCUUCGUCAAUCAGGCAAAAUACUGACAAAAUUAAAUGAUUUUGCUUCUUAGACAAGUGAAUGGGAACCCGUGUCUUUUGCUCUUUUGUCAGGCGGGUUUCCAUUGUACAACUUAGAGUUUGUUCUGUUUGCUUGUAGGAGAUUAUGCCAUCCCUUCACGAGUUAGCACUAGACACGUACGGUAGAAAGGUGUUAAUGUACCUGUUGUUACCACGGAGUCCUGCACACUUCCAUCCUUUUGUUGUGGAGCUACUUAAGAAAGGAGAUGGAAACUCUACUAGGUAAAUGCAAAGGAAACACAAGUAACGGUUAUUCCCUCAAACGACCACCCCUAAGCAACAGCCAUCUCCCCAAACGACCACCCCUCAACAUCACCCAUCUCCCCAAAUGACCACCCCUAAGCAACAUCCAUCUCCCCAAACGACCACCCCUAAGCAACAGCCAUCUCCACAAACGACCACCCCUAAGAAACAUCCAUCUCCCCAAACGACCACCCGUAAGCAACAGCCAUCUCCCCAAACGACCACCCCUAAGCAACAGCCAUCUCCCCAAACGACCACCCCUAAGCAACAUCCAUCUCCCAAACGACCACCCCCAAGCAACAGCCAUCUCUCCAAACAACCACCCCUAAACAACAUCCAUCUCCCCAAACGACCACCCCUAAGCAACAGCCAUGUCCCCAAACGACCACCCCUAAGCAACAGCCAUCUCCCCAAACGACCACCCCUAAGCAACAGCCAUGUCCCCAAACGACCACCCCUAAGCAACAUCCAUCUCCCAAACGACCACCCCUAAGCAACAGCCAUCUCCCCAAACGACCACCCCUAAACAACAUCCAUCUCCCCAAACGACUAACCCAAAGCAACAACCUUCUCCCUCAGCGACCACCCCUAAGCAACGGCCAUCUCCCCAAACGACCACCCCUAAGCAACAGCCAUCUCCCCCAAACGACCACCCUUAAGCAACAGCCAUCCCCCCAAACGACCACCCCUAAGCAACAGCCAUCUCCCCAAACGACCACCCCUAAGCAACACCCAUCCCCCAAACGACCACCCCUAAGCAACAGCCAUCUCCCCAAACGACCACCCCUAAGCAACAGCCAUCUCCCCAAACGACCACCCCUAAGCAACAGCCAUCUCCCCAAACGACCACCCCUAAGCAACAUCCAUCUCCCCAAACGACCACCCCUAAGCAACAUCCAUCUCCCCAAACGACCACCCCUAAGCAACAUCCAUCUCCCAAACGACCACCCCUAAGGAACAGCCAUCUCCCCAAACGACCACCCCUAAGCAACAUCCAUCGCCCCAAACGACCACCCCUAAGCAACAUCCAUCUCCCCAAACGACCACCCCUAAGCAACAUCCAUCUCCCAAACGACCACCCCUAAGCAACAGCCAUCUCCCCAAACGACCACCCCUAAGCAACAGCCAUCUCCCCAAACGACCACCCCUAAGCAACAUCCAUCUCCCAAACGACCACCCCUAAGCAACAGCCAUCUCCCCAAACGACCACCCCUAAACAACAUCCAUAUCCCCAAACGACUAACCCAAAGCAACAACCUUCUCCCACAGCGACCACCCCUAAGCAACGGCCAUCUCCCCAAACGACCACCCCUAAGCAACAGUCAUCUCCCCCAAACGACCACCCCUAAGUAACAGCCAUCUCCCCAAACGACCACCCCUAAGCAACAGCCAUCUACCCAAACGACCACUCAUAAGCGACAGCCAUAUCCCCAAACGACCACCCCUAAGCUAUUGCCACUUUCCUAAACGACCACCCCUAAGCAGCAGCUAUCUCUACGAACGAUGACACUUGAGUUUUAAAUAUUUUGAAAUCAUUUCCGUAGUCGAUAAGAGUAUAGAACAUGGAAGAUUGUUGCCAACUUGUUUGACAGAUUCUUUUCCAAGCUUUCAUUGUCGUAUAUUAUUAUUGUGCGUAUUUUUUAACUCUGGCUUGCCGUAAAAUGUACUAAUGUGUUUUUGUUCAUAUCUGUUAAAUGUGAUUUACGUUUUGUAGCAAGAAAGAUCCAAAGCAAAGACGACAAGAACUUCUGGAAGGAAUAUCGUCCGUCCUUUUGCAGAUGGUAGAGAAAAGUGCUUCAGAGUUGUUAUUUGAUAAGGGCGCCAUCCAGCUGGUUGGAGCAGCUCUCGCAAAGUGCACAGGUAGGUGGUGUAAAUAUAGUGACUCAAUGAGCCGAAUCUCCACAGGCGCGUAAUUUUAACGUGCGUACGCACUUAAAUUUUACGCGCGUAAAUAUAAUAGAGGCUAUGCUUGAAGCAUCGCGCGUGAAGGUUCAACUUUUACGUUUACGCGCGAGUUUUUAUUUUCAUUUUAUUUACGCACGUAAAUUUUACGCGAGUACACACGUUAAAAUUACGCGAUAGUGGAAAUUCAUUUUUAGGCUCGAUUAGCGGCUACUGUUUGUCAAAUGACUGAAGCUCACGCUCCCCGCCCGAAAAGUGUCUUGUAGGAGAGCGUAAGAGCAGGCCCGAGAGAGUGGUACAAAUCGAACCUUCCCUGAGCUCAGGAAGUAAAAGUAACAAAACGACCACAAUUUCCCAUGGUCUACACUCUUACAGACCAUAGGAAUGACGUCAUAAAAUUUUUAAAACUCAAGUGGAACCACGAGCAACAGGCAAGUGGUUUCACUGCAAAGUUUUAAACAUUUUAUGAUGUCAUUUCUGUGGUCUAUAAGAGUGUAGACCGUGGAAAAUUAUGGUGGAUUUGUUUUGUACAAUAAUAUUGAUUUUUUUACAAAAAGCCAAAAACAAAACAACCGGCACUGCGUGACAUGUUACGUCAUUUCCAUGGUCUAUACUCUCAUAGACCUUAGCUCUCGACCAAUCAGCGCGCAUGGAUUCGCUCAGUUGUCGUAAAAAAAUGUUGCAGUCACCGUAUCGUUUUUUCUUACGUAAACGCUGGGAGUGUGACUUCUCUCUACACAAAUGGGGCCUUUGUUCCUCUAAUAAGACAACUGCUAAACCGCUGUACAGUCUUACUGAAGGUACUUGCCCGUCAAUUGAUUUGCUUUUAUAGGCGAUGUCAAGCCCGCAAUGGUUGCCAUAUCCAAUUUGGCCGGCAGGGAUCUGGAUCCUACCACUGCUGACGAGGUAUGGAUAAACUACGGUAUUUUUUAAAGCUGCUUUGUGAAAUGUGCAAACUCUCUCUGCCUAAAUGACAAAAAUAGUGGUAAUGACUGAAAAAGCCACCGGUCUUUUUCCGGAUUUUCUUUGUCUACAAUAACCUCAAACGAUCCAUGACUGGAUGGUUUUGAAAGGAGCGUAAUCAUCGCUGUUGCGGGCGACGAGAGUAGCCCACAAUCCUAAAAUUCAGGUUGCUAUUGCGCAUGCACCGUACUAAUGUAACAACUUCCACAAAGAUUGAAUGGAAUACAUAGAACGCAAUCUGAUCACGAGUAUUUUGACCACCUAUCACGUGAAACUUACGCAAAGCACAGCGCUGGGGCAAAAACGUCUUGAUUUUCGAUUGUUGUCGCCCGCACUCUGUAACAUUCGGCUGUUACUAGUUAUGCAGGGUUGUCAUUAAGAGCCGGGGGCCGGGGAUUUUCCCCGGCUACUAAGAGAGUGGUCCCCGGCUACUUUUAUUGGAAAAUAGAAGAAAAAUAGAACCAAAAGAAAUCCCUAGCCGUUUGAUUCCCCGCCUACUUGUUGUAUUUACCCGGCAACUUGAAAUCUUAGUGACAACCCUGGUUAUGUGUCGUAAUUUUCUUCUUUUUUACUAUAUCUGUUACGUAUUUUUAGGACCAUGUUAUCAAAAGCGCUGCUGGUCAUUUAGCUAUAAAGAGACUCAUCAUUCACGACAACGAAAGAUUUCAAUCUGGAAGCGAAGGUACAGUAAAGCUUUUCUGUUCUUUUCUGUAAAAGUUUAAAUGUAGUCGGUUUUUUUAAAGGAAGGGAGCUGGGGAACCCAAAAGCAAUCCAUGAAAGGAAACGCCCCGCAUUUGUAGGAUUCGUUUUGUAUUUAGCUAAACUACGGUCAAACCUGUCCUCUAAGAGACGCCUCUACAACGCACAUAGCGUAUUUCCUCGAAUAAUAGCCGCCCCUCGAUUAAUCGCUUCCCUCGAAUAAUCCCCUUUUUCAGACAAUUCGCGUGGCACCGAAGAGCCAAAUUCAUAAAUUACCUAUCGCAGACGCUUUCCUAUUCCAACCAGUCCUCUUGGUCCCAAAAUGCCAAACUUAUUUGUACGUAAGUUUGCGAAGCACGAGCCAUGAAACUUCCCAUCUAACGAAUGUAAGCUAGGAAAACAUGUAGUUCAAGUCUCCUUGCACUCAAAUCCUCGUCUUGAAAAAGAGGCUUGGGACUAUUCAAAAAGGGCGCUCUAUUCACUGACAGUGAAUUAGGGAGGAUCUUUGCGGACCUGUAUGACUUGGCGGCUGCCGCUGUUGUUCCCCACCCUCUAAGUUGGUUUUGACAAUGUAACAUAGACCCAGGGGAGGUUUUGUGUCCAGCGGUUUUAGUGAAAACGAGCGCAAGGGUUUGUGGGGGUUGCUUAAUCUCGCGAGCCCACACAACCUCCCUUAUGUCGAUCAUAUUUUGUAUUUGCCUCUAACAGCCUAGGGCGUUAUUUGUAACGUAUUUUCUUUUCCCCUUUGGUGUAGGUCAGGUGUUUUUCAGCAAAUUGCUGCUUGAAAAUAUCAAGCCAGGUGCAUUUUUUGAAUGGUGCAAGAUAAACAGAGGCGCUUUUGUCGUAGCAAGGUAUGUUUAUGGUCGUUUUUACCUUCCCAGUCAUUCACAUCACCAUGGCUCAUUGCUCACCACCGUAUAAAUUCCACACGAUCUAGUACAAGAACAUCAGCGCUCUUUAUUGACAUGUGAAUGAGACAAAUUUUUACUGUAAAACUCUGUAUACCCGAUCUUGGACACCCAUUCCCUUGGCUGUCGUUUUCCCGAAUUUAAUAAUUUGUGCACCGUUUCCCUCAUUUCCACAGGCGGUGCUUUUAACCCGCUCAAAAUCUAAUUUAAACCAAAACCACCGUCCGUUUACCUCAUUUAAUAGGGCGUCGGUCUGCAAAGCAAGGGAGGGUGCGAAUGGGGUUAACAGUUAACUGAUAUUUGGCCAAACAAAUAGUAGUUAACUGAUAAUUGGCCAAAAAAUUAGUAGUAAACUGAGAAUUGGGUACCCCUAUUAGCACCCUCAGGGGCCGUGGGUUUGAAACCUGGCUGCACCACCAGCACGGGACUUUUAAAAAUCUAGUUAGCUCUUGCCAGCUUCGACUUCAGAUCUUGUCUUAGCUCAGGGCUUGAUCGUCCUCAUUGGGUGUUGUGGCUAAUUCGUUGGUCUCGCCUCCUUCGCCCUUUUCUUAUCAAUGCGAAGAGGAAGUUAAAGAAUCCACCCUGGUAUGCGGAAAGACCAGAGGAACGUAGACCACGGUGGUGUGGUCUGUCUAACUGUGGGAGGGAACGCAAUAAGUGGCUUUGUGCGGUUGCGGUUACCUUGGUAAGAAUCGGCAAAGCUGUCAAAUUAAAUACCACGCUUAAGUGAAAACCGCCUAAAUGACUUCAAACCUUUAACUGCUCAAAAAUGCGUUUUUAAUGUACUACAGAAUUCAGGUUUGCAACUUUUAGCUGCAGAAAGAAUUAUAAGACACUUUGUUAGAGCACUCCUCUGUUUGUUUGUUCUAACAAACGUUUCUGCCGUAAUGUUUUAUUUUCAGUUUGCUUGAAUCCUCUGUUCCAGGAGUGUCAGAGGCCGUGAAGGCAGUGUUACAAUCACGUGUCAGUAAACUGAAGAAAUUCGAGUCUAAGGGACUAGAGGUCGUACUAAAACUACUUGAAAACUGAUUUUUUUUUUAAAAGAAAUUUCAUUGCCAUAUUAUGACAAUGAGAUUUCCGCCGCGAAUAGUGGAAAAGAGAAUGCAGGGGAAAGCAUGUGAAAAAAGAGAAGGUUGGGAAAGGAAAAUGGGAGAGAGGAGGCAAGCCCUCUUGGAAAGCAAACCGUGAAAGAAUACAGGUAGCCUGUUAUCUGUUUGGAGAGGCUUAUGAAAAAGUGAAAAGAAAAGAAAAGAAAAGAGAAGAAAUCUGAGAGGACAAAACGACAGGGAACGAAAUGAAAGAAAGAAGUGUUCUGUGCAAACGGAUAUGGAAAAAGGAAUUAAAGGGAGGAGCGCAUUUCAAAGCAGACAUAAUCUGGGGCAUUGUAAAAAACAGCGAUCAGAGUUACAGUGAGAAAGAAUACGCCAGAAAAGACUAAGAAGCGGAAAAAGUCAGAGUGGAGAAAAAGUGUUGAUGUUAAAACAAAAGAACGAAAAUCAAUAGUAGAAGAAUAGUUGACAACUCUUUAAGUUGCGACCAGGUUGGUUGCCAUGGCGCCUAAAAUUUUGAAGCUGGCGACUUGAUUUGUAAAAAAAGUCUUCCUAAACCAAAAGAGUUGGUUGCCAAAUGCCGGUCAAGUAAAAAUUUUAACUUGAAGGGCUGGUGGAAAAAAAUAAUUAUGAUAGAAAACGAGGAGGAGGAUAACAUUUUUGUUAUUAUUUUAUUCCACCAAGGCACACCAAGCAACAACAUCAAAACUAUACAGUCUUUAUACAUUUGUGUAAAUGUUUAAGAAUGAAAUAAACCCC